Molecule: messenger RNA, 1893 nt
Organism: Quercus lobata
Lineage: Eukaryota; Viridiplantae; Streptophyta; Magnoliopsida; Fagales; Fagaceae
Product: probable inactive purple acid phosphatase 27
Exons: 12
Coding region: 1-1893 (630 amino acids)
Molecular function (GO): metal ion binding; acid phosphatase activity
Source: RefSeq, a predicted model, not a curated record
AUGGAAUACAGAAGCUCUCACUGCUUGUGCUCGAAGUUGUUUACGCUUUUGCUCUUUUGGUGCUGCUUGGCAAGCUUGAGCUUGGCUUCGAUUCACAGUCACCGUCAUGGUAGACAUGAUGAAUUAGACAAGCAUCCACUAUCAAAGAUCAACAUUUAUAAAACCACUCUUGCACUCCGUAACUCGGUAUCCAUUAAAGUGAGCCCACUCAUUCUCGGUUUCAAGGGUGAGGACAAAGCAUGGGUGACGGUAGAUCUUGUAAACCCUGACCCUUCCGAGGAUGAUUGGGUUGCAGUCUUUUCUCCUGCAAAAUUCAACUCAUCAACUUGUACACCAGAAAAUGAUGAAAUUGAGUCUCCAUAUUUAUGUACAAGCCCAAUAAAGUAUAAGUACGCAAAUUUCUCCAAUUCAAAGUACAGCAAAACAGGCAAAAAUUCCUUGAAGUUCGAGUUGAUCAAUCAGCGGGCAGACUUUUCCUUUGCAUUAUUUUCUGGCGGUUUGUCAAAUCCUAAGCUGGUCGCAGUUUCAAAUUUCAUAUCAUUUGCCAAUCCAAAAGCACCUGUAUAUCCACGUCUAGCUCAUGGAAAGUUAUGGAAUGAAAUGACAGUAACCUGGACGAGUGGCUAUUCCAUAGAUGAAGCUGUUCCAUUUGUUGAGUGGGUUUCGAAAGGAGAAACACACAUGCGAUCCCCAGCUGGAACAUUGACAAUUGAACAGAACAGCUUAUGUGGUGCACCUGCCCGCACAGUUGGUUGGCAUGAUCCUGGUUUCACACAUACAAGUAUCUUAACAAAUUUGUGGCCAAACAGUGUGUACUCCUACAGGAUGGGUCAUAUCUUAUCUAAUGGUUCGUAUAUCUGGAGCAAAACCUAUUCUUUCAAAUCAUCCCCAUAUCCAGGACAGGAUUCAUUACAGCGUGUUAUAAUAUUUGGUGACUUGGGAAAGGGUGAACGCGAUGGUUCAAAUGAAUACAGCAAUAAAGACCCGGGUGCACUUAACACUACCGAUCAACUGAUCAAGGACUUGCCAAAUUAUGAUAUAGUAUUCCACAUAGGAGAUCUAGCAUAUGCAGAUGGAUACAUUGCAGAUUGGGACCAAUUCACAUCACAGGUGGAGCCCAUUGCAUCAGCUGUUCCAUAUAUGGUUGCCAGUGGUAAUCAUGAACGAGAUUGGCCGGAUUCAGGUUCCUUCUAUGCAGGUACAGAUUCAGGUGGGGAAUGUGGUGUGAUUGCUGAGACCUUAUACUACGUUCCUGCAGAGAAUAGAGCGAAGUUCUGGUAUUCAACGGAUUAUGGCAUGUUUCACUUUUGUAUAGCUGAUAGUGAGCAUGACUGGAGAGAGGGUACAGAACAGUAUAAGUUCAUUGAGCACUGCCUUGCAUCAGUUGAUAGACGAAAACAACCUUGGUUAAUCUUUGCUGCUCAUCGUCCCCUUGGCUAUUCCUCAAACAACUACUUUGGCCAAGAAGGCUCGUUUGAUGAGCCCAUGGGAAGGGAUGAUUUGCAGAAGCUUUGGCAGAAGUACAGGGUGGAUAUUGCAUUUUAUGGCCACGUCCAUAACUAUGAAAGGACAUGCCCCAUUUACCAGAACACAUGUGUUAAUUCAGAAGAAUCUCGUUAUUCGGGUACCAUGAAUGGAACCAUCCAUGUUGUUGCUGGCGGGGCAGGGCACCACUUGGGAUCAUUCUUCAAAGGGAUACCUGAUUGGAGUUUAUACAGAGACUAUGACUUUGGAUUUGUCAAACUGACAGCAUUCAAUCGCUCUUCUCUCCUCUUUGAGUACAAGAAGAGCAGAGAUGGAAAGGUAUAUGAUUCCUUCACUAUUAAUAGAGAGUACAAAGAUAUCUUGGCUUGUGUACAUGACAGUUGUGGACCAACCACCUUGGCGUACUGA